This is a messenger RNA of Teleopsis dalmanni, 792 nucleotides long. RefSeq lists its product as uncharacterized. Bases 1 to 792 code for a protein of 263 amino acids. The transcript has 2 exons. The record is from RefSeq and is a predicted model, not a curated record. Lineage: Eukaryota; Metazoa; Arthropoda; Insecta; Diptera; Diopsidae.
AUGGUAGAUGCGAAUUAUAUACCAUCUAAACUGGAAGCUUCUCCGCUGAGUAAUCUACCACAGCGUUCACUUACUUCCGUGUCUAGCACUCCUGGAGGAACAACAUCAGUAGUAGUGGCUGCCUCCAAUAGCUCUACACAUCCAGUCGCCAAUGAGUCAACUAGUAUUUCUAACAAUAUCUCUAAUAAUAACGAUUCAUUAGACCCAAGCUCUGUUAAUUCUGUUAGCUCAGUAGUAGUUCCAUCUUCUACUGCGACUGCUGCGACCAGCAUAAAUAAUUAUUAUGAGAGUCUACGAAAUAAUGUAAUAACAUUACUAGAGCAUGUUCGUUUGCCACCACCGGGGAACAAUACUGCUGUAACCAACUCUACAGUGACUAGUACUCUUACAAAUCCUGUGUCAAUGGUGAAUAAUCAACACUCUGUAUACAGCACACAUCCCACUCUUAUACCACCAGGACCCUUACCUAGCGCUUCCAUAGUGCCAUCGAGUUCAAGCGUUUCUAUUUACGGUGCUUCACCUCAUCAUCUUACAGCCACACAUACUGCCGCUUUACCACCCCCUCCUCCACCAAAUUCUUCGACAGUAGGAGGACCACCUCAUCCCUACACUGUUCAUCACUCAGCUGCAUAUCCACAUGAACACUUCGAUUCUUAUAUUUCGAAGCUACAGUCAUUAUGUGUGCCUCCCGAUGUCUAUGCUCUACCACCAGAUGAUGCAACUCGUCCCAUGUAUGACACUGUUAAGUCAAGUUUACAUCAAGACUACACACUUAUGCCAACUCCGAUAUAA